AUGGCUGCCAAACCUCACGUCGGCCUCAAGGCCGCGGUGGUUGCAACUCUCGCCACCGUCGCCAGCGGUCACUCUUGGAUCGAGCGUGCCUUCAAGGUCGCCCCCAACGGCACCAUGAUUGGAGCUGAAGGCUACGCUCGAGGCUGGGUUCCUCGCACUUCUACUAACCCUCCCUUCGCCGACAGCAUCCCUCAGUGGAUUCUCCCCGCUGCUGGCCAGAGUGCUUAUUCUGGGGAUGAGGUGCUGAACAAGUACAAGUUGGAUGAGAACCCUCCUUUCCCUAUGUUGGAAGCCGCACCGGGCGACCACAUAGCCAUUAUCCAUCUUGAGAACGGUCACACUACUCUUCCCCAGAAUCAGCCCAAGAAGCCCCUGAACCGCGGUACUGUCUUCCUCUACGGCACCAGCCAGCCCAAGGAGAGCGAGCGUCUCUUUGAUGUCCACCUUGUUUGGAACAAGAAGGGCACUGGAGGUGACGGUCGCGGCGUUCUCCUGGCUACCCGCAACUACGACGAUGGCCAGUGUUACCAGCCAAACCCCGGUCCCAUCAGCACUGAGCGAGCUGCCAAACUCGCCCCUGAGGGAGCUAACCAUGACAUUGAGCUUGGAUGCCAGUCUACCCUUCAAUUGCCUAGCGACCUCAAGCCUGGCUCCAUCUAUACCAUCUACUGGUACUGGGACUGGCCCGACCUGAACGCCGACAACAUCAACUUUGCUGCCACUACCAACGGCCUCUACCCCUGGGCUGGCACCUUUAUGCGCGGAGAGAAGGAUCCCAACGGCUUCACCAUGGCCGCCAUCGCCAAGAAUGAGAGUUAUGCUAGCACCAUCGACAUCAGGAUCACGGGUGACUCUUCUGCCACACACGCCAACUUGAUGAGCGAGUUCGUCGAUAAUCAAGACAUCUACACCAAAGCCAUCAAGUCUCAGAUGACCAGCAACUUUGAAGUCAACAUUGAUGCCAAUGGCGCCAAGGACAGUCCAAGUGCAGCUCCUUCAGCUCCUGCAGCCCCUGUCGCUCCCAGUGCAGUUGCUCCUCAGCCCUCUCAAGUGGCACCCACCUCGCCAGCUGGCAACGAGGGCAACGUUCAACACACCGUCACUCGCCUAGUCACUGCCGAGCCGUCAACCGUUUGGAAGACACUCUACAGAACAGUGUCGACUGACCAAGGACCGUCAACCUCAGCCUCGCCAACUGUGGAGCAGCCUCGUCCGACUGUCAUCAAGACCGUCACGAUGCAUGUCCCUGUUGCCGUGGCUGCGCCUACACCCUCGACAACCACUACCACUACAUCCACAACUUCGACUAGCACCAGUAGGGUUCAUCACUCUCCUUCCACCGUCUACAUGACCAUUACGAAGCACCUGCCUGCUGCCACGCCGCCAAGCGACAGUCCAGUUGAGGCGCCGACCUCGACCCUGUCGAGCUCCAGCUCCAGCAUCGAGCCCAUCGACAACCGUCCAACUGUGACGCCGUUUAUGCCCAUCGUCGCUAGGCGCAACUGGGCUUUCGGCCACCAUUAA
This is a messenger RNA of Trichoderma breve, 1524 nucleotides long. RefSeq lists its product as uncharacterized. The transcript has a single exon. Lineage: Eukaryota; Fungi; Ascomycota; Sordariomycetes; Hypocreales; Hypocreaceae. The record is from RefSeq and is a predicted model, not a curated record. Bases 1 to 1524 code for a protein of 507 amino acids.